Rhododendron vialii is the source of this 1948-nucleotide messenger RNA. RefSeq names its product maltose excess protein 1-like, chloroplastic. The coding region runs from base 392 to 1765 and encodes 457 amino acids. The record is from RefSeq and is a predicted model, not a curated record. The transcript is spliced from 9 exons. Gene Ontology annotation, cellular component: chloroplast envelope. NCBI's taxonomy places the organism in Eukaryota, Viridiplantae, Streptophyta, Magnoliopsida, Ericales, Ericaceae. Gene Ontology annotation, molecular function: maltose transmembrane transporter activity.
UUUUUCUGUAAUCGAAAACCACCCAAUUCUUCAAUUCGAAAAAAAAACCCACCCAAUUCUGAGAUAAGGACGCAAGUCACGCAACAUCCCCAAUUUUAUUGCAAUGGAAAAAGCAAACUGAAAAGAUUAACCGCUAUUCGGUCUGCGAAGGCAAAACUCGAAGAUAUCAAAGGCGGCCACGUGUUCUCGCGAGACUCGAUACUGGACACCGCCCAACUCCAAUCUACUGUAGCGGGAGGAGUAAAAUGGGCAAUACUACGGUUUCCCACCACCGAUCUGCUGGCCGGUUGAGCAGAGAGAUUCAUCAGCACGUCCGAUCUACCCUUUCAUUAGGAGUAUCUCAUUUCCUCACCCUCUCUCUAUCCUUAUUAUUCUUGUAGUAGUAAUUUCUAUGUGGUGCACAAACUCCUUCUCUUGGAGUAAUUGUAGAGAGGAGUCUAGUCUCUGGCUCUGCUGUGGUACUCCAGUAAAAGCAUUACUGUUUACUAGUAUCCCCAGUUCCCUCUCUAUCCGAGUAUCCAAACUAAUGAUGGCGGGUUGCGCACCCCAGCUGCGCGCUUUUCGACCUUCCAGCAGUCGGAAUAUCAGUAAUUGCUCUGAGGGGGUCCCUUCCCAUCCCUACCCACAACUCCGCCGUAUCAUCAAUUUGAACUUUUCGUUCGUCGGCCCCUCCUCAGGACUCUCAUCUCUCCAUCACCGACUCAAACCCAUUCCUGCUCUGGACUCGGAGGCUGAGGGCGUCCCCCCUGAGUACCCCAUUCACCACGACCAGAAACGAGAUGUCAUGUUCCAGAGUGACGGAAGGAAGAGCUUUGAGCAAUGGGAUUCAUUGACGGCCAAGUUCGCGGGAGCUGCAAAUAUACCAUUUUUGGUGCUUCAACUGCCCCAGAUACUACUCAAUGCUCGUAACCUUUUGGCCGGGAAUAAGAAUGCACUGUUGGCUGUUCCAUGGCUGGGGAUGUUCACUGGAUUGCUAGGGAAUCUGUCUUUGCUGUCCUACUUCGCGAAGAAGAGGGAGACAGAGGUGGUGGUGGUGCAGACACUAGGAGUGAUAUCCAUUUAUGUUGUCAUCGCCCAACUGGCCAUGGCCGAAGCUAUGCCUCUCCCCCAGUUUAUUGUCACUUCUAUUGUGGUUGCCUCCGGUCUGGUUUUAAAUUUCAUGAAUUACUUUGACUUACUCAGUGCUGGAAUCUGGUGCUUUUGGGAAGAUUUCAUUACGGUUGCUGGGCUCUCUGUUCUUCCCCAAGUCAUGUGGUCGACUUUUGUUCCAUACAUUCCAGACAGUAUUUUGCCAGGGGCCGUGGCUUUUGUUAUAGCUGUGGUGGGAGUGGUGAUGGCGCGAAUAGGCAAACUUUCCGAGAAGGGUAUGAAAUUUUUUGGAGCAAUAUCUGGAUGGACUGCAACUUUUCUCUUCAUGUGGAUGCCAGUUGCACAAACCUGGACUAAUUUCCUGAAUCCUAAUAACAUCAAGGGUUUGUCAGCUUUCUCGAUGUUGCUUGCUAUGAUUGGAAAUGGGCUAAUGAUCCCACGUGCUCUCUUUAUCCGGGAUUUCAUGUGGUUCACUGGUUCAACUUGGGCAGCUGUUUUUUAUGGCUGGGGGAACCUUAUAUACAUGUAUUGUUUGAACAGUAUUAGCAAGGAAUUCUUCUUGGCAGCAACAGCUGGCUUGUACAUUUGGAUAGGAUUUGCUCUUUGGAGAGACACGAAGGUGUACGGAUACAGUUCACCUCUGACAUCUAUAAAGGAGUUGAUUUUUGGUGUUUAAUGUCAACCCCUGUUGCUUGUUAUGCUAUUUGCUUAGCCGACAGAUAAUGCUCAAGGCUCGCCGUUGUGUAUCUUUUCAUCUUUCCUUGUGCUGCCACAUCCUGAGAUGUCUAAACUGUCACUUGGGGUAGUUAAUUGUUAUUGAAAGGUAACAAUGACAGAAUUCAGUUGCUGUCACUUUGGA